CUCCACAUAAAACAUAUAUUGCAUUUCGUUACACACCACCAUUAACUGAAGAUACGAUAAUUCAAAUGAAAAAAGAUGGUGUUAAACAUGCAAUUGCUUUCACUCAAUACCCACAAUACUCUUGUUCAACUACUGGUAGUAGUCUAAAUGAACUUUGGAGGAAGUCUGAAAUUGUAGACCCUGAAAGGUCAAUUACUUGGAGUAUUAUUGAUAGAUGGCCAACUCAUCCUGGAUUGAUCGAAGUAGGCACCAUAAGUUUGAUUAAAGACAUUAAUGUAUUCGCUAAGCACAUCGAAAAAUCACUUCUUACUUAUCCUAAAGAAAUUCGUGACAAAGUAGUUCUCUUAUUUUCUGCCCAUUCACUCCCUAUGGUAGUAGUAAAUAGAGGAGAUCCUUAUACAUCAGAAGUAGCUGCAACAGUACAUGCGGUCAUGGAAAGAUUAAAGUUUUCAAAUCCUUAUAGAUUAGUAUGGCAGUCUCAAGUUGGACCGCAACCAUGGCAAGGUCCACAAACUCAAGAUGCUAUAAUUGGACUUGGUGAAAAAGGAGAAAAAAAUAUUUUGUUGGUUCCAAUUGCUUUUACAAGUGAUCAUAUUGAAACUUUAUUUGAAUUGGAUUUGGAAUAUGCUCAUGAAGCUGAAAAGGUAAUGCUUGA
This is a messenger RNA of Racocetra persica, 655 nucleotides long. The record is from the annotation of a GenBank genome assembly. Lineage: Eukaryota; Fungi; Glomeromycota; Glomeromycetes; Diversisporales; Gigasporaceae.